AUGUUUUUGUCUCUUCCUACGUUGACUGUCCUUAUUCCACUGGUAUCUUUAGCAGGACUGUUCUACUCAGCCUCUGUGGAGGAAAACUUCCCACAGGGCUGCACUAGCACAGCCAGCCUGUGUUUUUACAGUCUGCUCUUGCCCAUUACCAUACCAGUUUAUGUGUUCUUCCAUCUUUGGACUUGGAUGGGUAUCAAACUCUUCAGGCAUAAUUAAUGCAACAAGAACCAACAUGGUAUAUAUCAAUAAUUUGGCUUGAGCAACUCUGAAAGCUCAACUCCAUGGAAAUACUAGAAAUCCACUUAAUUUGUAGGAAAGAUGCUUUACCUUGAUUAGAGGCUUAGGACUAUGAGAGGUGGCAUAAGCUGUGGAAGGAUCUUUUAUUGUAUUUUUGUUCUGCCCUUUUUUUCAGAUUUUAAUUUAUAACUGCUAUAUCAGAAAAACAUUUCAGAAAAGUCUUGGAAAUUAAUACACCCAACUGUCAUGAUUAUUUCUUACCCCAUUAUCUUAAAGUUAAUAAUUUGAAAUUUUAUAUUUCAGAAUCUUUGGUAAAGUCACACGUUAAUGAUGACUGAAAUAUUUUUAAAGGCGCUAUAUUGAAGUAAUUGGUAGAGAUAAGCAUUUAAAACUAC
Molecule: messenger RNA, 632 nt
Organism: Talpa occidentalis (Iberian mole)
Lineage: Eukaryota; Metazoa; Chordata; Mammalia; Eulipotyphla; Talpidae
Product: phosphatidylinositol N-acetylglucosaminyltransferase subunit Y
Exons: 1
Coding region: 1-216 (71 amino acids)
Source: RefSeq, a predicted model, not a curated record